AUGGAUUCUUCUGCGGAUGCUCUCUACCUUUCGUCUCUAAAAUUAGCGGCUGAUAAGUACCGAUCGAUCUUAAACGACGAAAGAACCGGAGAUAUACGGUGGAGAUACGGUGGUCCUCCGAUAUUUGACACUGUGAACAAGCUCUUCGAAGAAGAAAGAACCCAUGUAUGGCCAGAAGGGUCGUUGGAAGAGACAGUUCAAAACGCGAUCAAGUCCUGGGAGAUGGAGUUCUCACACAAGAUCCAUUUACAAGACUUCAAGACGAUAAACCCUGACAAGUUUAAGCUUUUUGUCAAUGGGAGAGAAGGAUUAUCGGCUGAAGAAACGCUUAAGCUUGGGAGUUACAAUGCUUUGCUCAAGAACUCUUUGCCUGAAGAGUUUCAGUAUUAUAAGCCAGAGGAAGAGAGCUUCGAGUCAUCACAUGAUGCCUUUAGAUCAGCUUUACCACGCGGUUUUGCGUGGGAAAUACUGUCUGUGUACUCGGGGCCACCUGUUAUAGCCUUCAAGUUUAGACACUGGGGAUACUUUGAAGGAAAUUUCAAAGGUCAUGCUCCCACUGGGGAAAUGGUUCAAUUCCUCGGUCUGGGAGUUCUAAAGGUUGAUGAAUCGCUUCGAGUAGAGGAGAUUGAGAUUUACUAUGAUCCAGGAGAGCUUUUCGGGGAACUGCUCAAGGGACCUCCUAUAUCAGAGACCAAAACCACAGAAAGUGGAGACAACACCGCAGAGAAACAAAGCUGCCCCUUCAUACAUUAA
Molecule: messenger RNA, 753 nt
Organism: Arabis nemorensis
Lineage: Eukaryota; Viridiplantae; Streptophyta; Magnoliopsida; Brassicales; Brassicaceae
Source: the annotation of a GenBank genome assembly